Messenger RNA from Staurois parvus, 383 nucleotides. The record is from the annotation of a GenBank genome assembly. Lineage: Eukaryota; Metazoa; Chordata; Amphibia; Anura; Ranidae.
GCCCCAUCAUUGGUGUCAGUGGAAGGAAUAGCGCCCCAUCAUUGGUGUCAGUGGGAGGAAAAGUGCCCCAUCAUUGGUAUCAGUGGGAGGAAUAGCGCCCCAUCGUUGGUGUCAGUGAGAGGAAUAGUGCCCCAUCAUUGGUGUCAGUGGGAGGAAUAGUGCCCUAUCAUUGGUGUUGGUGGGAGGAAUAGUGCCCCAUCAUUGGUAUCGGUGGGAGGAAUAGUGCCCUAUCAUUGGUGUCAGUGGGAGGAAUAGUGCCCUAUCAUUGGUGUCGGUGGGAGGAAUAGUGCCCCAUCAUUGGUAUCAGUGGGAGGAAUAGUGCCCCAUCAUUGGUGUCAGUGGGAGGAAUAGUGCUCCACCAUUGGUGUCAGUGAGAGGAAUAG